AUGGGUUUCUCUCAUCUGAUCCAAAGAUCAAUCGCCAAGAAACUCUUCUCUUCAAAACCCUCUAAUAUUCUACCCUCUUCUUGGUUUCUAGCUGACACUACUGCUAAGUCUUUGCACCAUAAUGGUGGUUUUAAGGGUGCCAAGAUCAGUUAUUUUGAUGGUGAUGACAAUACAAAGAUUUCAAAGAGUUCAUAUCAUGUUAGCUCAGGUGGGUUUAUGCGUGGAGCUGUUUUUUGGGAACCCAAUAAGCCUGUUACCAUGGAAGAGUUUCAUAUUCCUCGCCCUAAAGCUGGAGAAGUUCUUAUUAAGACCAAAGCUUGUGGAGUUUGUCACUCUGAUCUUCAUGUUAUAAAGGGUGAAAUUCCAUUUCCUAUUCCGUGUGCUAUUGGUCAUGAGAUCACUGGCGAAGUUGUGGAACAUGCGGAGCUGACAGAUAGAAAAAUUGUUGAAAGAUUUCCAGUUGGUUCUCAUGUGGUUGGAGCUUUUAUCAUGCCUUGUGGUAACUGUUUCUACUGUUCUAAGGGCCAUGAUGAUUUAUGUGAGGAUUUUUUUGCUUAUAAUCGGGCAAAAGGAACUCUUUAUGAUGGUGAAACUCGACUAUUCCUUCGUAACAGUGGAAAGCCGGUUUUCAUGUAUAGCAUGGGAGGCCUUGCUGAAUACUGUGUUGUUCCAGCACAUGCAUUGACUAUAUUACCAGACUCAUUGCCAUAUGCUGAGUCUGCAAUUUUAGGAUGUGCAGUAUUCACUGCUUAUGGUGCCAUGGCUCAUGCAGCUGAAGUGCACCCUGGGGAUUCUGUUGCUGUGAUUGGAGUUGGGGGUGUAGGAUCAAGUUGUUUGCAGAUAGCAAGGGCAUUUGGUGCCUCAGAUAUUAUUGCUGUGGAUGUUCAGGAUGAAAAACUUCAGAAAGCUAAGAUAUUUGGUGCCACCGCCACUAUAAAUUCAAUGAAAGAAGAUCCUAUUGAAAGGAUUAAGGAAAUAACUGGAGGAAGAGGUGUGGACAUUGCUGUGGAAGCCUUGGGCAAGCCACUGACAUUUUCGCAGUGCACACAGAGUGUAAGAGAUGGAGGAAAAGCUGUGAUGAUUGGACUUGCACAGGCUGGUGCUGUAGGGGAGAUAGAUAUCAAUCAUCUGGUCCGUCGAAAGGUUCAAGUAAUUGGCUCUUACGGAGGAAGGGCAAGGCAGGAUCUUCCCAAAUUGGUCAAACUUGCAGAAUCAGGUAUAUUCAACCUUACCGAUGCUGUUACAAGGAAAUAUGGUUUUGAGGAGGCUGCCAAAGCAUUCCAGGAUCUCAACCAGGGAAAGAUUCUUAGUCGAGCUGUGGUCAAGAUAAUGUAA
Messenger RNA from Dovyalis caffra, 1335 nucleotides. NCBI's taxonomy places the organism in Eukaryota, Viridiplantae, Streptophyta, Magnoliopsida, Malpighiales, Salicaceae. The record is from the annotation of a GenBank genome assembly.